AUGGCUAGAGCUGGCGACGACGGCGUGGCUGGCGACGGGGCGGGCGGCGUGGCUGGCGACGGGGCGGGCGGCGUGACGGGAGGGAGGGCCGAGCUACCGCCGCUGGUGCCGCUGGCCGAGUAUCGGGCGGCGCAAAAGGAAGUGGUGGCAGGCAAGGGUGGAUGCUCGGGCUACGUGAUUGGCGUGUGCGUGAUGCUGGUGCUGGUUCUCGGCGUGGCUGCGCUCAAGGAUCAGACAUUGUCGUUCUCCUACGCAGACGAGAUCGUGGCGUCGUCGUACGCCACUCUUGGCCUCUCGUCCGAUGCCGACAUGGCUGCCGUCCGCAAGGCCUACCGCAAGCUGGCACGUAUAUACCACCCGGAUACCACGUCGCUUGAAGACAAGGAUGCAGCCCAUCGCCGGUUUGUGGAGAUCGCGCGCGCGUACAAGAACAUCAAGUCGCUGGCUCAGGACGGCCGCGCCACUGUCGAGGACGUGCAGUAUGACUCGGAUCGCAUGGCCCAUCCAGUGACUCCGCCGCCUCCGCCGCGAUCGCGCCCGCGUCCUCGCACACGACGGGCACGCGCCUCGCGGCCACGGCGCUGAUCUGCACGGCAUACCCGCGUCGAGCGCGACAUCGUCCGCCGACGCGCUUGAUACUGCAAGCGCUGAUGCUGCAGCACGCAUGGCCUUUGCUAGCCAAUACACACCAUCUUGCC
Thecamonas trahens ATCC 50062 is the source of this 698-nucleotide messenger RNA. RefSeq lists its product as uncharacterized. The record is from RefSeq and is a predicted model, not a curated record. Bases 1 to 585 code for a protein of 194 amino acids. Lineage: Eukaryota; Apusomonadida; Apusomonadidae. The transcript has a single exon.